Drosophila novamexicana is the source of this 928-nucleotide messenger RNA. RefSeq names its product THO complex protein 7 (gene thoc7). The transcript is spliced from 3 exons. The record is from RefSeq and is a predicted model, not a curated record. Gene Ontology annotation, biological process: mRNA processing; mRNA export from nucleus. Bases 65 to 895 code for a protein of 276 amino acids. NCBI's taxonomy places the organism in Eukaryota, Metazoa, Arthropoda, Insecta, Diptera, Drosophilidae. Gene Ontology annotation, cellular component: THO complex part of transcription export complex.
GCUGCAGGCGAGCAAAGCAGCCGGUCUUUUGCCAUAGUUAAAAUAAGAAACAAGCGCCGCUGCCAUGAACGACGAGGAGAUUAUAAAACAGCGUCUGCUUAUCGAUGGCGAUGGCACGGGCGAAGACCGCAGACUGAACAUGCUCUUAAAACAGUUCCUGAAAUGGGCCAAUUCCAAGAACGACUCCCCGGAGACCAAUCAAAUAAUGUUCGAUCGGUUGAUGGCGCAGCUGGCACAAUGUCAAUUUGCCGCAUUGAAAAAUGUGCAAACGCUGCGGAUGAUCCAGGAGGAACAGGAGAACUACACGAAGCUGGCGGAGAAGCAUCAGGAGAGCAUCGAAUUGGCCAAGGAGGAGAUCGAGGCGAGCAAGAAGGAGCUAAUCAUAGCCAAGGAAUUGCGAAAAAAUAAAAUGGAAUACGAUUUGCUCGCCUCGCUCAUCGAAGCGCAGCCGGAUCGCAAGGCCACCGAGAAACAAAUCGAGACCAUCAAAAAGGAGAUCGACAAGCUGACACAGAAGAAGCUUAAGAUGGAGUUCAAGUUCCAGAAGCGUCGUAACGACUUCACUCUACUGAUGUACACCAUACACGAGCUGGAGCAGCAGCUGGAGGAGGAGAACAGCUCGGGCUCGUCGUCUUCGUCAAGCGAAAGCGACGCCGCAUCCGUUGAUAAUAUCGACAAUAAUGGCAUCAUGGAGGUCAGCGACGAGGAUGAUGACGAUGAACUGAACAACGUUGUGACCAACAAAUUCGAUAGCAAUCGCGGCAAGCCCAAGGAAAACUCCGCCUCAACGGAGAGCUCCAAGGAACCCAUAACCAUGUCUGUCGACGAGGAUGCCGUGCUGGAGCUGAGCAUUGAAAAGGAUGAGCACGACGUGGACGUGGCCGUGGCCAGUUAGAAUAGGAGUACAAAUUAGUUAUACAAUAAUUAA